AUGCUUGCCUGCCGAACUCUCGCGCGUCUGAGCCUGCCCAAGACCUCGGCGCGCGACGUUGCCCACCUCUCGCAACAGCUCCGCUGCACCGUUAUCAGCACUCCAUUGGCUCUGCGCGCCGGCUACGCCACUGCCACCGCGACCAAGUCUCGCACCACCACCAAGAAGGCUGCCGCUACCACCACCAAGAAGCCCGCUACCAAGACGGCCGCCAAGAAGCCCGCUGCUAAGAAGACCGCUGCGCCCAAGAAGAAGACCGCCGCCGCCGCCAAGGAGACCAAGCCUAAGAAGCGCCUGACCGAAAAGCAAAAGGAGGCCCGCGAUGCUAAGAAGGCCCGUGAUGAGAUCAAGGAGCUCAAGGAGAAGGCGCUCAAGGAGCCCAAGGGCCUGCCUGCCAACGCCUACCAGGUCUUCUUCCAGGAGACUGUCUCCAAGGAAGCCAGCAAGAAGGAUGGCCGUAGCGUCGCCGACAUUGCCAAGACUACGGCUGAGCGCUACAAGAACAUGAGCCCCGCCGAGCUCGAGCAACUCAACCACCGCGCCAACGAGUCCAGGGCUGCCAACGCCGCUGCCUACAAGAAGUGGCUCGAGAGCUACACGCCUGCCGAGAUCCGCCAGGCCAACCAGGCCCGCGCGUCGCUGAGGCGCAAGACGGACGGCAAGUACAGGCCUGGAAACAUCAAGGACGACCGCCUGGUCAAGGGCAGCAAGUCGGCCUAUGUCAUCUUCUGCGAGAGCCGCUGGAAGAGCGGCGACUUGGCCAACAUUUCCGUCAUCGAGGCGGCCAAGCUGAUGGGCCAGGAGUGGAAGAAGCUCGGCGCCGCCGAGAAGAAGAAGUUCGACGCCGCCGCCGAGGCCGACGUGCAGCGUUAUAUCCGCGAGCACAAGGAGGUCUAUGGCGAGGAACCCAGGAGCCGUUCUUCGUCCCCCAGCCCUUAA
Aplosporella prunicola CBS 121167 is the source of this 939-nucleotide messenger RNA. RefSeq lists its product as uncharacterized. The transcript has 3 exons. The record is from RefSeq and is a predicted model, not a curated record. Bases 1 to 939 code for a protein of 312 amino acids. NCBI's taxonomy places the organism in Eukaryota, Fungi, Ascomycota, Dothideomycetes, Botryosphaeriales, Aplosporellaceae.